Caenorhabditis sp. 36 PRJEB53466 is the source of this 1358-nucleotide messenger RNA. The record is from the annotation of a GenBank genome assembly. NCBI's taxonomy places the organism in Eukaryota, Metazoa, Nematoda, Chromadorea, Rhabditida, Rhabditidae.
AUGUCAGAAACAGUCAAAAAUUCACAACUAGAAGACGUUCUGCAACCGCAUAUCGAGUGCUCCAUUUGCAUGAAUACUCUUCACAACGCGGCCAGGUUCGUUCUCCACGGGAUUUCGUGCGAAUCCAAGAUUUUUUGCAGCUGUACUCCAUGUCUUCAUACGUUUUGCAUGGGUUGCGUCGGCCAAUGGGGAAAGGAAGACAGCAGAAAGUGCCCGAUGUGCAGGGCUUCCGUCAGAGAAAUCGCCCCGAACUACACGAUGCGAGAAAUGGUGAAAGCUUAUUUGCUGGUCAAACCAGGUGAGAAUACCUCAAAAGAGCACUUCUAAAAGUGUAAUUUCAGAGUGCAAAAGAACGAAAGAGGACGAGGAGAAGCUGAACUUGGCCGAACUUGAAUAUCUUCUGAAGUGGCUGACGGACACGGAUGCCAAACUUCUAGAAAUUGAAGCGUUGGCCUCUCAACGGGGAUCUUCUAAUGGGUAGAUUAGCGCAAAAAUUUCAACUUCCAUGUAAACGUUGUUCAGUUCCGACGAUAAGUAUAACAACACACUGGCCCGUGCUGUCGAACUCUGUAAAAACAUUCUGGAGAAGAAAUACGAGUCGGAACUGAAAGAACCGCCACGAGUUGAGCAGAUAAGAAUGGCUGUUGUUAAUCUGCUAAAAGAAACAAAGAAAGAAGCACUGCCGGCGGCGGUCUUCUCAAAAUUGCACAGUGGACUGAUUUUGUAAACUCAAAGUUUUAACUUUUUCGUUUAGGACUGGAGCAAUCCUACCGUAAGCUCGUAAGAAUCAGCAUGCCAAUAAUCGGCCCCACUGAGCAUUCCUGCAAGUGCCCUUUUCAUUACUUUCACCUUUUCACUUAUUCAGGGCUCGCCAACACAUUCUUCGAAAAAGACUGUUCGAAUGCAAUCGAUUCCGACAAUGAGUUUGACUCGGAUGAGAGAAACAAAGAAUGGGACCUCGGACUGCCUGCCAGAAUAUCCGAUUUGCUGCUCGGAAUCCGUCAUCCGCAACUUCUGCCACGACGUCUACCACGUGUCCCAGUCGGCGAUUUCGACCCGAUAGAUCUAGAGGCUUUGGCACGAGUCCGACAGAUGAACGCUCCAGGAUUCAGAAGAGAAACGGUGAGACUAGUGGAUUGAAUUCAACGAACAACCACAAUAUUCCGACUCUAAAUCAGGCGCCGCCGUCUAUUCCGUCGCCUCCUCCUCCUCAACAACGUCGGCAGCCUCCACGAGCGAUGAGAACUCGUCGUUUGGCUCGGGAGGAGGACGCACGGGCCGCUGCAGCUCCGACCGCCGAACCUGUUCAAGCACCUUCCCAACAAAGAAGAUCAUCUCGGCUCGCCGCAAGAGUCUGA